Messenger RNA from Ostrinia furnacalis (Asian corn borer), 4715 nucleotides. Its product is annotated as mediator of RNA polymerase II transcription subunit 15. Gene Ontology annotation, biological process: positive regulation of cell population proliferation; regulation of transcription by RNA polymerase II; negative regulation of apoptotic process. Bases 224 to 3307 code for a protein of 1027 amino acids. Lineage: Eukaryota; Metazoa; Arthropoda; Insecta; Lepidoptera; Crambidae. The record is from RefSeq and is a predicted model, not a curated record. The transcript is spliced from 4 exons. Gene Ontology annotation, cellular component: nucleus; cytosol.
AAAUGGCCGCCAUGUUGCUGCCGUCUGAAAGAUGUUCGCAACUGUGUGUGUUUACUAAUGAAUUUUAAGACUAUAAAUAGUUAAAUUACUGUGUUUGUGAAAUUGUGAGUGUACAAUGGUUUUAUAUUUCUUAUAUUGCUGUGUUUGAAAAGUCAAUCAGAUGUCUCUGAAGCCAAUAAACAGUGAAAUUUUCUUUAGAUAGUCACUCGAUUCGGACGGCAUAAUGGCUGACAAUCUGAUUCAAAAGUCACAUAAAACUAGUGAGAAAAACAAGUAUAACAACGUUGUUCAUCGUACGACGAGCGAAUCUCUUCGGCUGAACGAGUCAGAGAAGGGAAUGACUCACCCAACAACUCUUCAAGCCGCCCAUAACCCAAGGAAAAUAUCUUCGUUUCAGAUCACCAGUGUGACGGUUGGUUCUCGAGUGAGCACUGAUGCUGGAGAGGACUCAGCCGACGAUCUUGAUGAAUCUCACACCGACGACAUCUCUCGCGUGACUGAUAUCGAGAAUGAGACCCCCAGUUAUUCUGAAGACACCUUCUCGAAGGACGAUGUGUUUUAUAACGCGUCGAGUGCAUCACUAGGUUGUGCCCCUGUUAUCCCGACUAGCUCCCAGUACGGACUAGCUAUCGUCGGUCAGGACAACAACACCAACCAAAUAGGAGGAGCAGUGCCAAAUAGUAAUAAUUCAGAAGUAAGUGACAUGCAUGUUAGUGUCACGAAUGCCGGAACGGGCAGCAUCAUUAAUCUCAUAGGAAAUGCGAAACCCCAGGAAGGUAUGAAAGAGAUACAAGAACAUGUUAGGAAUGAACGGUUUAAAGUUGUGAAAAUAGAGAGCACAGAACCUUUCCGAAGGGGUCGGUGGAUGUGUAUGGACUACCUAGAUCAUACAACUACUCCGCAAAAUGCACCUAUUACUUUGAAUAAUAACUUGGACAUCACAGAUCCUAACUUGCAAGCUCCUGAUAGUGGUGUUGUAAUAAAUGAUUGCCAGCAUGAUGAGAUGUCAAACGAUUUGACAAACAAAGGGCCUAUGGAUCUACAGGGUAAUCCCCCCGUGCAGCAGUUGGAACAGACUAUACAGAAACAGUUCCCUAUGGCUUCCCCUGGGCAGUCGUUGACCCAGCCGCUAAAUGUAGUGCAACAGCAAAUGCCUGUAGCUCAGUCAGUGUCUGUACAGUCACCUCCGUUAGAAAUGCCACAGCAGAUGCCAAACCAAAACAUGCCGCAAGCGCAGCAAGUGGGCCAGCAACAUCCACAGAGUAUGACUCACAUCACAAUGCAGAACGCACCACAGACUCACCCACAAGCUCCGCAACAGCAGCAAGUGCAACAAAUCCCUCAGAGCUUCCCUCAACAUCAACUACAGCAAGUGAUCGCCCAGUCCCAGGGUAUACCCAUGCAACAAAUACCAAUGCAUCAGCAAAUGCCGCAACAGAUGCAACAGAUACCUAAUCAACAAAUGCAACAGAUGAAUCAGCAUAUUCCUCAGCCUCAGAUGACUAAUAUGCAGAUGCAGCAACAGUUGCCGCAAAUGCAGGCUAUGCAAAACCAAGGACAAAUGUCGCAAGUGGCUAGUCAACAACCCCAGAUGACGCAAAUGCAAUUGCAGCAGAUGCAAGGCCAACCGAACCCGCAACAGAUUCAUAUGCAACAAGCGCAGAUCCCUAAUAUGGGUCAGGGACAUCACUUGCAGGGACAGCAGUCUAUGGGAGCACAGCAGCAACUGCAACAAAUACAGGCAUUGCAAAAUCAACAGAUACCAAAUCACAUACAGCAAAUGCAAAUGCCUACUCAGCAGCAAAUUCCACAGAUGCAAACUCAGAUGCAUCAAAUACCAACUCAGCCGCAGCAGUCUGUUGUACCAGGAAUGCAUCCUCAAAUGUCCCAGCAGGGCAUGUCGGCUGUGCAGCCUCAAUAUAACCAAGCUGUUAACCAGCAAUCUAAUCCGCAGACGAUGAUAAGUGCUACUUUACCAUCAUCUCAGCAACCAAUGGUUCAAACACAGCACAAUGUUCCACAGUUCCACACACAACAGCCUCAGAUGAGUCAGCAGGGCCAAACAUUACCCCAGGAGGUGCUCACAAGUAUUGUUACAUCUCAGCAGGGUGCAACUCUGCCUAGUAACCUCCAGCCGAUGGCCUCUCAACCGCAGGGCUCUACAUUGCCAGCGAAUCUCCAAAGCCUUAACCAGCAGCAAGCUCCUGUUCAUACGAUGGCACCGCAGCAAGGCACAGUACCGCAAGGGAACAUACAAAUGAUGACCACAGCCCCGCAGAAUAUGCAGAUGACUCUAGACGGGAAUCAGCCUAGUAUGCAGAUACCCGCCUCAGAUCCUAUAUUCAUGCAGCCGGCGAAUGUGGGUCAGCAGAUGCCUGUUGGGCAGCAUAUGGCGCAGCAGAAUAUGUUACCGCAGCAAGUUAGUGGACAAGGGCAGAUACAGUAUGUGCCGAGCCAGGCGGUGCCGCAGGUGUCGAUGGCUCACCAGAACAUUCCCAUGUCGAUGCAGCAGAAUAUGCCAGUCGGGAUGGGCGGCGGGGUUCACGCCAACGUGGUGCAAUCUCAGACGAGUAUGGGGCUGGGUUACGGCGGCGUGGUGCCGGUGAUGUCUCAGAGUAGUGUCGCGCCAGUGGAAGCGACUGUCUCGGGGACUAACUCUCCGGUGGUGUCGUUGCCGGUUAGCUCGACGGCGUACGCUAACACGGCCCAACCUGGACAUGACAAUCAGGGCUUCGGUAGCCCAGUGAGUGCAGUGGUGUCGCAUGCGAUCAGUGGCGCCGUAAUGAGCAAUGUGAAUGUGAGUGCGUGUGAUAGUGUUGCCGCUGAUGUGCCUGCAGACGGAUUGCAGGCCGGAGACACUGGAGACGGGAAGGAUGAGCCGCAGACCGUCCCACCUCCGGAGGAUGAAAGCAUCAGCGGGCUGGCGAUGGCGCUGGGGGGCAGCGGCGCCGGCAGCCCCGGGGCCGCAGCGGAGCCCCGCGAGCCAACGGCGGCGUCGUCACGCGCUCCCUCGCCGCCGCCCAACCAUCAGCAACACUCCAGCGCAUCGGGCACCAGCGCGGUGGCCAUCGACAACAAGAUCGAGCAAGCUAUGGAUCUGGUUAAGAGCCACCUGAUGUUCGCGGUGCGCGAGGAGGUGGAAGUACUCAAGGAACGCAUCGCCGAACUGAUGGAGAGGAUCAACCAGCUCGAAGUGGAGAACACGUACCUGCGGGCCCACGCCAGCCAGGACACGCUGGCGCAGCUGCCGGCCGCCGGCACGAAGCCACCGCCGCAGCCGCAGGGCCCGCCGCCGCCGGUGUCGUAGGCCGCCGGCGCGCGCCCGCCGAACACGCCCGCCGGCACCGCCGGCCCCAGACCUCAACGCCUCCCCUCGGCGCGCGACCCCGCACGCAGGACCGGGGAGUCACUAUGGCUGUGUUAUGUUAAUUCGUAGGUUAACAAGGAGUGUGGACACGCCGGUCGAGCGCCGAGGGCCGCCGCGCGGCAUCGCCCGGGCGCCCCCGAGGGCCCGCGAGCGAUCGCCUCACAUUAUUAUGCUUUCAUUCAUAGAAGUAUAUUUUUUCUGUUAGUAAUGUUUAGGGUGCAGAAUUUUGUGCUAACUGCCAUGCUUUUGCUACGCAUCUCAGCAACGAGUCUUUAGUGUUUCUAUGUGCGUCUAUACUUUUAUUCGGUUAAUGUUAGGUAUCGCUAUCCACGUAAUGUAUUCCAUUUAAGAUAACUGUAAGACGUGUGUUUAUAUUGAAUGUAACGGAAUAGUUGAUAUUUCUGCGCAUUGAACAAUGACUGUGUGUUAAUUUAUUUUCUAUAUUUUUAUAUAUGUAAUUUAAGUUAUUUAUCGAUUUCACUACUGUGUUACAAUAAAUUGAAAGUGUUCCGGGAGGGACGAGACUAUGUAAUGAUCUGUCGUUACUGAACGUGUUGUGUGCAGUUUUCGUUUAGUUGAUACUUUAAUUAUACGUUACAAUUUAAUAUAGAUGUCUGAAUGUAUGUUAUCUGCAGUCGAUGUUAACGUUUGCCGCGAGUGGAGUCAAGUCGAGUAGAGUAGAUCGUUGCGAGAAUGUGACCUCGUGCGUCGCUGGCUUUAGUCAAUUUUGCACGCUGAAACCGAAAAAAAAACUAUUUUUAUUCCAACCCUAUAUCGAUAUUAGUGGUAAUAGCGAUUUAACAUUGUAUUUUUUUAAUAAUUAAAUUGUUUGUAUAUAGUACAAGUUGUAAUAGAAUUGUGAGUCGGAAUGAUGUACAUAAUGAAAGAAUGUGAUGAAGGCAACCGAUUCCUUAGUCUCCCCUCUGGAUCGAAUCCGCAUAGUGAGGGAUAUAUCUAAAAUGUAUAAGUUAAAUAUUCGCUGUAUUUAAAAUAAACUAGGUCCAUUGUUUAACCAUUGAAGAGCUGAACAAAGAGUCUGGCGACCAGGAUUAGGAAUGAGUUUGAGAAGCUCGCAGCAAGAAGGAAGGUCCCAGCCGGAGUGUGACUAUUUUACUAUUAGAGUAGUAUUUUGUACAACGCUACUAUGUGUAUAGAUGAUUUUGUUAGGUCUUCGUAAUUAUUGUGAAUAUACAGUAAUUUACCCCUACAAGCAUUACCCUAGACAUAGAUAUGAAUUAUAUUAUAUGAUACUGAAAUUUGUAAAUAUACUGUAAACAGAGAAUGUCCAUUGUAGCUUAUGUUGACCAGAAAGGUUCCUCAUACCCAAUAAAUGCAAAAACUACUCAAA